AACAACAAUAAUAAUACCUUCACUUGUGAUAAAUGCCAAAAAUCUUUCAGUAGAGCUUAUAAUUUAAAAAGUCAUCAAAAGACUCAUUCAAAUGAAAAACCCUUCCCAUGUAAAAUUUGUGGUAGGCCUUUUGCAAGACAACAUGAUAGAAAAAGACAUGAAUUCUUACACCAAGGUAUUAGAAAUUAUAAAUGUGGGGGUUAUUUAAAGGAUAAUGUAACCAAAUGGGGUUGCGGUAGAAAAUUCGCAAGAAGCGAUGCACUUGGUAGGCAUUUCAGAACUGAAACUGGUUGGUUAUGUAUCAGACCAUUAUUAAUAGAAUCAAAACAACAAGAAGAUUAUUUGAAAAGACAAUAUCAACUCAAUUUAAAUAAUCAUCAAAUCCAAAAUAUUAAUAUGAUUAAUAAUAACAAUAAUAACAAUUUAAAUUCAAAUUUACUUCCAAACUUAAAUACUUUUGACAACCAGCAAUCAACUUCUGCAACUGGCUCAAAUUUAAAUCCUAAUUUAUUUAAUAAUAUGAAUAAUAGUAUCAUGAACAACCUCUAUUCAGGUAUCAACUUUAAUGAAUUUGAUGAUCCAAAUUCCACAAACGAAAUGGUUAUCACUGAUCUAUUGAAAAAAGCAUCUGAUUUUGAAGAGUCUUCAUAA
This is a messenger RNA of Ascoidea rubescens DSM 1968, 651 nucleotides long. RefSeq names its product C2H2-type zinc finger protein. The annotation marks the transcript as partial. The transcript has a single exon. Gene Ontology annotation, biological process: regulation of transcription by RNA polymerase II. Gene Ontology annotation, cellular component: nucleus. The record is from RefSeq and is a predicted model, not a curated record. Gene Ontology annotation, molecular function: RNA polymerase II cis-regulatory region sequence-specific DNA binding; DNA-binding transcription factor activity, RNA polymerase II-specific. Lineage: Eukaryota; Fungi; Ascomycota; Saccharomycetes; Ascoideales; Ascoideaceae.